AUGUCUCUGUGUUUCUGUCUCUAUGUCUCUGUCUCGCUGUCUCUGUCUCUAUGUCUCUGUGUUUCUGUCUCUAUGUCUCUGUCUCGCUGUCUCUGUCUCUGUGUCUCUGUCUCUAUGUCUCUGUGUUUCUGUCUCUGUCUCGCUGUCUCUGUGUCUCUGUCUCGCUGUCUCUGUCUCUGUGUUUCUGUCUCUAUGUCUCUGUCUCGCUGUCUCUGUCUCUGUCUCUGUCUCUGUGUUUCUGUCUCUAUGUCUCUGUCUCGCUGUCUCUGUCUCUGUCUCGCUGUCUCUGUCUCUGUGUUUCUGUCUCUAUGUCUCUGUCUCGCUGUCUCUGUCUCGCUGUCUCUGUCUCUGUGUUUCUGUCUCUGUGUCUCUGUCUCGCUGUCUCUGUCUCUGUGUCUCUGUCUCUAUGUCUCUGUGUUUCUGUCUCUGUCUCGCUGUCUCUGUGUCUCUGUCUCGCUGUCUCUGUGUUUCUGUCUCUAUGUCUCUGUCUCGCUGUCUCUGUCUCUGUCUCGCUGUCUCUGUCUCUGUGUUUCUGUCUCUAUGUCUCUGUCUCGCUGUCUCUGUCUCUGUCUCGCUGUCUCUGUCUCUGUGUUUCUGUCUCUAUGUCUCUGUCUCGCUGUCUCUGUCUCGCUGUCUCUGUCUCUGUGUUUCUGUCUCUGUGUCUCUGUCUCGCUGUCUCUGUGUUUCUGUCUCUAUGUCUCUGUCUCGCUGUCUCUGUCUCUGUGUCUCUGUCUCGCGGUCUCUGUCUCUGUGUUUCUGUCUCUGUGUCUCUGUCUCGCUGUCUCUGUCUCUCUGUCUCUGUCUCUGUGUCUCUGUCUCGCGGUCUCUGUUUUGUCUGUUUUCUUUAACUGUUUGUCUUUUUGCUGCUUUGAGGAAAAGUUUUCCCAUUUUUGGGACAAUAAAAGAUUUUCCUCGUUUCCUGGAGUUCGGACCGGCACCGGCCCGUUUCUCUCUCUGGUCUGGAGGAAGUUCACCAGAGUUCACCAGAGAUCUCAGGACUUCUGCUCACCUGAACCAGCCGCAGACUGAUGGCUUCAGGAGCCGAACUGGGUCAGAGUUCAGGCUUAGUGGUUCCGUUUCGUAACUCCAGUCAGACGGAGGCUCCGUGCGUUACCUGCAGCCUCCG
Molecule: messenger RNA, 1126 nt
Organism: Poeciliopsis prolifica (blackstripe livebearer)
Lineage: Eukaryota; Metazoa; Chordata; Actinopteri; Cyprinodontiformes; Poeciliidae
Exons: 2
Coding region: 1-1029 (342 amino acids)
Source: RefSeq, a predicted model, not a curated record